UUAUCUAUACAGUAGUGACACUUUGCAAUGCCAACGUAUUUACUAGUAUAAAGAAAUAAGCACCUGGAGGACAUUAAUCUGAAAAUCCCAGGCAGAGUGUUGCAGUAACCCAUGGCAACUGCUUCUGUGUCAACAGAAAUCUUGGACUAGGCCAGCUCCUGCAGCAGGACUGUGCAGCACCAUUGGCUGCCUGAAUGAAUGACUUGCAAACUUGUCUAUGUAUUAUGCAUGUCAGUUUACCUUUAGUGUGUUCUUGAGCUCAUUCUCAGGUAAACACAGCCGAGAGGAGGCCAGUCACAAGACCCUGUGUACCGAAGGACCAGCUCUUAUUUUGUUGGACUCAGCCUGAAGGGCGUGAAAAAAUGGAGCUGAUCGGAUCCACCCUGACGGCCACAUAUGCUCGGCCAAAAACCAGCCACUUCCUCCCUGCCAUCUCCACCAUGGCAUCCAGCUACCGCAACACCCAGCCGGCCUUGGCCAUGAAUCCCAGUGCCAAUCUGUGGAGGACCAACAGCUAUUACAAGAGCAGCAGCGCCGUCCCGGCCACCUCCUCCAUACAGAGGGAGAACUUAGACCUGGUUCGAGCCAACACCAUGUUCUACCCGUCCAACAGGAGCGCCCUGACCACCCGCUACACCCCGGACGACUGGUACAAGUCCAACCAAAACAACUACAGGGAGUCCGAGUCGUCCCGGAAAAGCGCAGAGAGGCUGAGGAAAGACACUCUGAGGCUGAUGCAGGACAGAGAGCAGCUGACCAGGCGGACCCAGGAGAACACCAGCAAGAACAUCGGCGAAAGGCUCAACGACAUCAUCUUCUGGAGGUCUGAGCUGAGCCAUGAGAUUGACAACAUGGUGACGGAGAUAGCGGCUCUCAAUGAGGUGAAGAGGAGGCUGGAGAGAGCCUUGGCAGAGACUGAAGGGCCUCUUCAGGUGUCUCAAGAGUGUUUGUACCACAGAGAGAAGCGGAUGUCCAUCGAUCUGGUCCAUGAUGAUGUAGAGAAAGACCUCAUAAAGGAAGUAUCCGUCAUAAAGUCGUGUCAGGAGAGGAUGCGUCGACAUCUGGACAGAGCCGUCGCCCAGCUGGCGUCAAACCGAGCGGCCCAACAUGAGCUGGAAAGAGACAUGAGCGACAAAGUGGCAGCUCAGAGGAUAGAUGACAGGUGUCACCAUCUGAGGAACACAUCAGACGGUAUCGGCUAUUACAGAGGAAUUGACAGACUAGACCCUUCACUCUCUCUGCCCGACUCCUGGUCCAAGUUCACGGAUGACAACAUCCUGCACUCCCAGAGCGAGCGAGCUGCUUCCCACAAGCUCCGGGACGAGAUAGAAAUCCUGCUGAACACCACGUCCAACGAAAUGUGGAACCAGUUCAACAGCGUCAACGUAGCCUUCACCAACCGCAUAUCAGAGACGGCUGACACCAAGAACAGCCUGCAGACACACCUGGCUAAGACUUUGCAGGAGAUUUUCCAGACUGAGAUGCUGAUCGAGUCUCUGAAGAAAGCUCUCAGAGAUAAAGAGUGUCCGCUGAAAGUGGCCCAAACCAGGCUGGAGGAGAGAACUCGCAGGCCAAACGUAGAGCUCUGCAGGGACAACCCACACCACAGACUUGUAAGUGAGGUGAGGGAAAUCGAGGACACCAUCCAUAAACUUCAGGAGAGGCUGAUAGAGGCUGAAAACACUCUGCAGACUCUGGUCAAGACUAAAGUAACCCUGGAACACGACCUUUCCAUCAAGGCCAACUCACUCUUCUUAGACCAAGAGAAGUGCAUGAGCAUGCGCAAGAGUUUUCCCAGCAUGCCCCGCCUGGUGGGCUACACCUAAACCGAGCCCUGGAGGAUCAAUGAUGUUCUAAUGGGUUUGGAGCAGUGUGUGAACUAGAACCAUGGAUUCAGGGGAAUGACAGAGAGAACAUUUGUAAAGAGGUUGAUUUUUUGCUUUCAUUUAUGAUUAUUUAUAGUAAUUACCAGAUGAGAAGCAGCCGCAGCUCCCUGCUUUCAGCUCCGGUUUGUUCUUCGCUCUACUUUAUGAUCAUUACUAUCAAGAUCUUUGAGUUAACCCUCCUGUUGUCCUCAUUAACGGGCACCAAAAAAUAUUGUUUCCUUGUCUGAAAAAAAUCAAAAAAUUCAGCAAAAUUUCCCCAAAUGUCUGAAAAUUUGCAAAACCUUCAGGAAGAAAAUUCCAAUAAUUCCUGAAAAGUUUCCCUUAAAAGGUUUUUUU
Messenger RNA from Amphiprion ocellaris (clown anemonefish), 2222 nucleotides. RefSeq names its product tektin 3 (gene tekt3). Gene Ontology annotation, cellular component: microtubule cytoskeleton; sperm flagellum; nucleus. Gene Ontology annotation, biological process: cilium movement involved in cell motility; cilium assembly. The record is from RefSeq and is a predicted model, not a curated record. The transcript has 8 exons. Lineage: Eukaryota; Metazoa; Chordata; Actinopteri; Pomacentridae. The coding region runs from base 363 to 1826 and encodes 487 amino acids.